UACUUCUGUCCAUUUAUUCUCUUAAACCAACAGUGUAUAUAUACCAUAUAGUACCACCACUGACAGAGCACUCACAAUCAAAACAAAAGUGAUCUCUAAUUUCACUCAGAAAAAUCAUCCAAGUUUAAGCCAUGUCAAGCACAGCUGGUCAGGUCAUUAAGUGCAAAGCCGCGGUGGCAUGGGAGGCUGGAAAGCCAUUAGUGAUUGAAGAAGUGGAGGUAGCACCACCUCAGGCAAAUGAAGUCCGCAUGAGAAUUCUCUUCACCGCUCUUUGCCACACUGAUGUUUACUUCUGGGAAGCCAAGGGGCAGACACCGCUUUUUCCUCGUAUAUUUGGUCAUGAAGCUGGGGGUAUUGUGGAGAGUGUAGGUGAGGGUGUGACUGAGCUCAAACCAGGAGACCAUGUUCUCCCCUGCUUCACUGGAGAAUGCGGGGAUUGCCACCACUGUAAAUCAGAGGAGAGCAAUAUGUGUGACCUCCUUCGGAUCAAUACUGAGAGGGGUGUUAUGCUCAAUGAUGGAAAGACAAGAUUCUCCAAAAAUGGACAGCCCAUUUACCACUUUGUUGGCACCUCCACAUUUAGCGAAUACACUGUUGUUCAUGUUGGCUGCGUUGCCAAGAUCAACCCUGCAGCUCCACUUGACAAAGUUUGUGUACUUAGUUGUGGAAUAUCCACAGGUAUGGGUGCCGCUUUGAAUGUUGCAAAACCCAAAAAGGGUCAAUCUGUAGCCGUAUUUGGAUUGGGUGCUGUUGGCCUUGCUGCUUGUGAAGGCGCAAGGAUGGCUGGGGCUUCAAGAAUCAUUGGUAUUGAUCUGCACUCUGGUCGUUUCGAAGAAGCCAAAAAGUUUGGUGUUACUGAGUGUGUGAAUCCAAAAGAUCAUGACAAGCCUGUUCAAGAGGUGAUUGCCGAGAUGACUGAUGGAGGAGUGGAUCGGGCUCUUGAAUGUACUGGAAGUAUCCAGGCCAUGAUCUCAGCAUUUGAAUGCGUUCAUGAUGGUUGGGGUGUUGCAGUACUUGUUGGGGUACCAAAUAAAGAUGAUUCAUUCCAGACUCAUCCUGUGAAUUUUUUGAAUGAGAGGACUCUAAAGGGUACCUUUUUUGGCAAUUACAAGCCCCGCACUGAUAUUCCUUCUGUGGUGGAAAAGUACAUGAACAAGGAGUUGGAAUUGGAGAAAUUUAUUACUCACUCAGUCCCUUUCUCAGAGAUCAACAAAGCAUUUGACUACAUGCUGAAAGGGCAGUCUAUCCGAUGCAUUAUCCGCAUGGGUGCUUAAAACAUUACUGAUCAAGAUGGUGUGUAUCAUUGAAGCCCAGAGAUCUUGCUAGCAAUUUUGAAUAAGAGUUUAUGAACUUGAUAUGUAAAGAGAAGCAGUUUAUGUUACUUUUUUUUUUUUUUUUUUGAGUGAACAGUUUAUGUUACUUGUUUGUGUUAUCUUAACAAUAAAUAAAAAUUUUAUUUAUGUUCUCCUUU
Molecule: messenger RNA, 1471 nt
Organism: Quercus robur (English oak)
Lineage: Eukaryota; Viridiplantae; Streptophyta; Magnoliopsida; Fagales; Fagaceae
Product: alcohol dehydrogenase-like
Exons: 10
Coding region: 132-1274 (380 amino acids)
Biological process (GO): formaldehyde catabolic process
Cellular component (GO): cytosol
Molecular function (GO): zinc ion binding; S-(hydroxymethyl)glutathione dehydrogenase [NAD(P)+] activity
Source: RefSeq, a predicted model, not a curated record